CUGCGGUGACAGGACCUCCCGCAAAGCUGGAAUUUGAACUUUAAAUGUAUACAACGUCUACAUGUAACACAUCAUUUUAGGACCUGUUCAUACUAACAAGGAGCCGUGCAUUACAUUAAUGUGACAAUAGUAUCUGUUUUCGCCAUGAUUCGUAUGACCAUAUUUGGAGUUCUACUGUCCAUGUUGAUAUACAGUUUUAUGGACGGUAAAGUUCCCGAACCUAUACCGGAACAGUUCAAGGUCAAGGUCAUGGACUUAUGUAUAAAGACAUAUGUCCUCACGUUGGAUGUCCUUGUUCGUCUUGGAUUAACCACGCCUUUUUCCAACUUCGAUAGAAAACUCUGUGAUCGAUUUAUCCUGUUAAUAUCAACUGGAUUCCCCUGGGUACGGGGCUACGAUUCCCAACUACAGAUUACGGAUACCAACAUGAAGGGUAUCCAUGUGCGCAUGUACCAACCGGUGACAUCACUACAACACAAGCAGAGGCCUGUUCUCGUGUAUUUCCAUGGCGGUGGGUGGAGCUUACUUUCGGUCGAUUCCUAUGACCCGCUGAUGAGACGGAUCGCUAAAGACAGUGGAGUAAUGAUCAUCUCGGUUAAUUACAGAUUAAGUCCACAAUUCCCGUUUCCAGUUCCUCUACAGGACUGCAUGGAUGUUGUGGAAUACGUCAUCCAAAACAGUGUUAAUCUGAAUAUUGACCCGCAGAAAAUUGCCAUAGGCGGAGAUAAUGCGGGUGGUAAUAUGGCCGCAGCGAUAUCACUCCGCUUAAAAAAGAAGAUCGCCAUUCAGUUGCUCAUUGCACCAUUGUUACAGAUGGCCAAUUGGAACACCACAUCCUUUAUAGAAAAUUCUAGCUAUCUCUCUCAAAGCGCUAACAGCAAAAUCUGUUUAUAUCUUUUGCUAAAUUACUUAAAUAUAGAUCACAAGUAUGUACAAGAGGUUUUAAACAAUAACCACACUUCGAAGGCCUUUAAGAGAUUUCAUUUUACCGAAAUUCUUGAUCAAAAUUUAUGGUUACCAAAGCGAUACAUAAGAGACGAGCAUUUAAGAGAGAACAUACAUUUGCAGACAGAAUUUGGAAACGAAGAACUAUUUUCUCUGAUGGAGAGCCGAAUAACAGACCCGAUGAUAUCACCAUUACUUGCUGAUGACGACAUGUUAGAAGAUUUGCCUAUGACGUAUAUUGUUACUUCCGGUUACGACAUCGUCAGAGAUGACGGAAUUAUGUUCUCUGAGAGACUGAAGCAGGUCGGACAGCCGGUAAUCCUCAAACAUUACGAGGAGGCGUUCCAUACGUCACUGUUUUUCCCACAUGGACCCUUAAAGUUGGAAGUUGGAGUCAGGAUAGUUCAGGAUAUUGUCAAAAUUUUACGAAAAUAUUUACUUUGAAGCUUGAUAGAAACACCAUGACUCCACUUAAUAAUUGUGCUAUACCUACCAGCAAUACUUAGUCAUAGUGACAACUUUAUUGCACUAAUGUUAGACUGAGCGGAGAUGGUGGGGUUCAUGUACCUCCCUAGCAUAUUUUAAAAUUUGUUCAAAUCCAUUGUGGUUCUCCUUUGGUACAAAUCCUCGCUCACUCGUCUUUAAAAGACGGAGGCUGUAUGAUAGAGAUUUGUGUUUCUUAUUCCGCAUUUACUUUAUUUCUAAAUAUGUUCAUUAUAUGAUAUCCAGCCCUUUUAUCAUUUAAUACUGUCGGCUGUGUUGAUCACAUUUAGGAGAUACGUGAUGUACUAAACGUAUACAUAGAUUCUCUACAAAACGUUCACUAGCUUGUUGGAUCUUACAGACGAUUAGACUGGAUUACCUGCCGUAGAUUUCGACACUAGGUUCGUUUCAAAAAAUACAUUCAAUAGUGUAGCCUAGUGGAGAGAAAUGGUACCAAGGCAGGUAAUCCAGUCAAACAGAUGGUUUGUGACUCACAUUAUGGUAGAUCCCGUUUGGUAUCUAACACACAUAGCAUAAUAACUGUUUGUGAUUAACGACAUACUUAAAUGUUAAUUCUGUUAAAUACAAAACCGUUGUUUUAAAUUUGAAAAAUACUACUGAUUAUUGGAAAUGUGAGCACGCCAUUUCAGUACAUUGAUAUAUAAAUACUUAAGUAUGUGAGACGGUAUUAAUUACUAGACAAAUAACAUAAAUCGUGUAUAUGCUGUACCCCUGGUGUAUGUAUUUAUUGUGUGUGUAAACUUGGAAAUGUGAGGAGUGUGAGUCAUAUAAAUAAAAUAAAACAUCUGCCG
Molecule: messenger RNA, 2240 nt
Organism: Pecten maximus
Lineage: Eukaryota; Metazoa; Mollusca; Bivalvia; Pectinida; Pectinidae
Product: neutral cholesterol ester hydrolase 1-like
Exons: 5
Coding region: 145-1389 (414 amino acids)
Cellular component (GO): membrane
Molecular function (GO): carboxylic ester hydrolase activity
Source: RefSeq, a predicted model, not a curated record